AUGAACUUCACGGAUCGGGCAACCAAAGCCCUUUCCGAUGCGAUGGCAACCGCAGAAUCCUAUGCCCAUCCGCAACUCCUACCCCUCCAUCUCGCCGUGAGCCUUCUCGACCCUCCGGCAGACGAAUCGAAAGAUCAACAGAACCCCGCAAACGCACCACAAUCGCUCUUCCGCCAGGUCGUUGAACGAGCUCAUGGAGAUGCACAAGCUCUGCAGCGAGCCCUCAAUCGGGCGCUCGUACGAUUACCGAGUCAAACACCGGCGCCCGAGCAGAUCUCCAUGGCACCCUCGUUUACGAAGGUUUUGAGACAGGCACACGAGUUACAGAAGACGCAGAAGGAUUCUUUUAUUGCGGUGGAUCAUCUGAUUAUUGCGUUGUCGGAGGACCCCUCUGUGCAGACGGCUUUGAAGGAGGGGAAUGUUCCCAAUGUCAAGGUGCUGCAAGAUGCGGUUCAGUCGAUUCGAGGUACGCGCAGAGUGGACUCGAAGACGGCGGAUGCGGAAGAGGAGUUUGAGAAUCUAAAGAAAUUCACGAUUGAUAUGACGGCGUUGGCGCGAGAGGGAAAGAUUGAUCCGGUUAUUGGACGAGAGGAGGAGAUUAGACGGGUGGUUCGGAUUCUGUCUCGACGAACGAAGAAUAACCCGGUCUUGAUUGGAGAACCUGGUGUGGGAAAGACAACUGUGGUGGAAGGCCUGGCACAGCGUAUCGUUAACAACGAUGUCCCAGACAAUCUUGCAGCUUGCAAGCUUCUGUCACUGGAUGUUGGUUCUCUGGUCGCGGGUAGCAAGUACCGAGGAGAGUUCGAGGAGAGAAUGAAGGGACUGCUGAAGGAAAUCGAACAAACCAAGGAGUUCAUCGUUCUCUUCGUCGACGAGAUGCAUCUGUUGAUGGGUGCUGGAUCCAGUGGCGAAGGUGGAAUGGACGCUGCCAAUCUUCUCAAACCUAUGUUGGCCCGAGGUCAACUGCACUGCAUUGGCGCAACCACCCUCGCUGAGUACCGAAAGUACAUCGAGAAAGACGCAGCUUUUGAGCGACGUUUCCAACAAGUCCUUGUCAAAGAGCCUACCGUCCCAGAAACCAUCUCGAUUCUCAGAGGUCUGAAGGACAAGUACGAAGUCUACCACGGUAUCACUAUCUCGGAUGGUGCUAUUGUGACUGCUGCCACACUAGCAGCUCGUUACCUCACACAACGACGACUUCCUGACUCGGCUGUUGAUCUCAUCGAUGAAGCUGCAGCUGCAGUCAAGACUGAACGAGAAUCGCUACCAGAAGCUCUUGACAACCUCAACCGUAGGCUUCAGCAGCUCAAGAUUGAAAUCCACGCCUUGUCACGAGAGAAGGAUGAUGCUUCCAAGGCACGUCUUGCACAAGCCAAGCAAGAUGCAAGCAAUGUCGAGGAAGAACUCAGACCCCUGCGCGAGAAAUACGAGAGUGAACGAGCUAGAGGCAAACUCAUCCAAGACGCCAAAGUCAAGCUCGAUCAAUUGCGUGUCAAGAAAGAUGAAGCUAUGCGAAUGGGUGAUGAUCAAAAGGCUGCCGAUUUGCAAUACUAUGCCAUUCCCGAGCAAGAGCAAUUCAUCAAGAAGCUAGAGAAGGAUAAGGCAGCUGCUGAUGCCGCUCUCAGCACGAACAACCCAGACUCUGGCGGGUCACUCAUCACCGAUAUCGUUGGUCCAGACCAAAUCAACGAGAUUGUAGCGAGGGCUACCGGUAUUCCUGUCACGAGACUAAAGACAACCGAGAAAGACAAGCUUUUACACAUGGAGAAGGUCCUUGGCAAGAUCGUUGUUGGUCAAAAGGAGGCUGUCAAGGCAGUUUCUGACAAGAUUCGUCUUCAACGAUCUGGUCUCAGCAAUCCCAACCAACCUCCCAGCUUCCUCUUCUGUGGUCCAUCGGGUACUGGUAAGACACUUCUUACGAAGGCUCUUGCUGAGUUCUUGUUCGAUGAUCCAAAGGCCAUGAUUCGUCUCGAUAUGUCCGAAUAUCAAGAACGCCACUCACUCGCUCGUAUGAUUGGUGCUCCUCCAGGAUAUGUCGGACACGACGCAGGUGGACAACUUACGGAAGCUCUUCGAAGAAAGCCGUUCUCGAUUCUACUUUUCGAUGAAGUUGAGAAGGCUGCCAAGGAAGUUCUCACCAUCCUCCUCCAACUCAUGGACGAUGGUCGUAUCACCGACGGCCAAGGACGUGUUAUUGAUGCUCGCAACUGUAUCGUCAUCAUGACAUCCAACAUUGGCGCUGAAUACCUUCAACGUGCCACCACUGCCAGCGGCAAGAUUGACGAGACGACCAAGGCUAUGGUCAAGAAGGCUCUCGAGGAUUACUUCCUUCCCGAGUUCCUGAACCGAAUCAGCGAGACUAUCAUCUUCAACCGUCUGUCGAAGACCGAAAUCCGUAAGAUCGUUGAAGUCCGUCUGGCUGAAAUCCAGAAGCGUCUGGAGGCGAACGGCAAGAAUGUCAGAAUCGACUGUUCUCCGGCCGUAAGAGACUGGCUCGGAUCUGCUGGUUACAACCCACAAUACGGUGCCCGACCUCUUGCCAGACUUAUCGAGACAGAGGUCUUGAACAAGUUGGCUGUUCUCAUUCUCAGAAACAGCAUCAAAGACGGCGAGACUGCCAGAGUUGUCAUGGAUAAUGGAAGAAUCAAGGUCCUCGGCAACCACGAAGACUCUGCUUCAGAGAGCGACGAAGAUAUGGAGCUUGAUGCGGAAGAUGUUGCGGAUGCGAUGGGAGAAGGAGAUGACAUGGAUUUGGCCCUUUACGAUUAA
Molecule: messenger RNA, 2769 nt
Organism: Mollisia scopiformis
Lineage: Eukaryota; Fungi; Ascomycota; Leotiomycetes; Helotiales; Mollisiaceae
Product: putative heat shock protein hsp98
Exons: 1
Coding region: 1-2769 (922 amino acids)
Biological process (GO): cellular response to heat
Cellular component (GO): cytoplasm; cytosol
Molecular function (GO): ATP hydrolysis activity; ATP binding
Source: RefSeq, a predicted model, not a curated record